GGUAGCCAUUUUUGAAACACAAACAAGUGAAGCGAGACUUCAUAUAAACACGCACCACCGAGUAAAUGAAUAAAUAAAUACAGCGCGCCGCAUGGUUAGUUAACGUUACAAAACAUUCAGGAUGAUAGUGUGACACGACUAAAAAGAGCUAUCCAAGAAAGAAGAUUCAGUGUAAAAGGACGACUGUUUUUUAUAGCUCGCUAACGCUAGCUGGUUCGUUAGCUAACUACCGUUAGCAGUAUUAAGGAGUUGGAGGGAAAUCUCCACAGAAGAGCACAGUUCAGCACAACAGAGUGGUUGGCCCCUGCUCAUCAGCGUUACCACUCUUUUGAUCUUUCAUUAAGCGGAUUAUAUUACUGUGACUCUUUUCAGUAUCAUUAGUAUUAUAGUAUUUUGGGGUUUUUUUUCUCCCCUAUAUUUUGGGCUGGUGGUUUUGGUGAUAAAUUCCUCCCCCCAGUCCGUCCAUUUCUAGCUCCCUGACUGAGGCAGCUCUACUUUUUUUGUCAGAGAACUAGCAGUGCCUAUAGGCUCCGCAGCUGCGCACCCUGGCCUGACCUGAGUCAGCCCAAUUCAACUCGGUCCUUUCCUCUGGACAAGACACUUUGUGCCCUGUGGACAAGGGAAUAUGACUGCUGAGACACUGAACUUUGGCCCAGAAUGGCUCCGUGCGCUGUCCAGUGGGGGGAGUGUUACGUCCCCGCCCCCUUCGCCCGCCAUGCCAAAGUAUAAGCUGGCCGAGUACCGUUACGGCCGGGAGGAGAUGUUAGCACUUUAUGUCAAGGACAACAAGGUUCCUGAAGACAUGCAGGACAAAGAGUUUGCUGCUAUUCUGAAGGAUGAACCUCUUCAACCACUGGCCUUGGUGCCUCUGACUGAGGAGGAGCAGAGGAACUUCUCCAUGUCGGUGAACAGCGUGGCCGUGCUGAGGCUGAUGGGAAAGGGGAGCGGAGCUGCACCAGCAGGUGUGGCCAGGGGGCGAGGGAGCACGCGAGGCAGCCGAGGCCGAGGGAGAGGUGAAAGUGGGUUUUACCAAAGAGGUCCUGAGGACGGCGAACUGGGGUUCGGUCGCAGCGCGAGGGAGAUGAACCGCAGCCAAAGCUGGGAUGACAGGGGCGAGCGGCGCUUCGAAAAACCCUUGCGGAGGGAUGGAGUUCGUGCCGGCUUUGAGGAAGCGAGUCCGGCUCCCAGGAAGGAUUACACGCGCUCUGACAGCGAGAACUGGCGCACACUGCGGGAGGAGCAAGAAGAUGAAGAGGGCGAGUGCGGGGGCAGCUGGAGGCAGGCUGGGGUCCGCAGAGAUGAUGGGGGUCCUCGCUCAGCAGGCUGGCGCGAGCACAGCGGCUCUGGAGACAGCCGGCGGAAGAAGUUUGACUUCGAUUUCCGGGAGCCUUUAGAAGGGGGGCGCCGGAGAUCUAGUGGUGACGGGCCAGACGAGGAGAGAGACGGGCUUCCUGAAUGGUGCACGGAUGAGGAGGAAGGAGAAAUGGGCACCUUUGAUUCCUCAGGGGCCUUCCUGCCAAUCAAGAGCCCUAAGGAGCCUAUCCCAGAGGAGCAGGACCUGGAAAAAGAGGAUGGUGGAGGAGAGAGUGAAAGAGAAAAAGAUGUGCAGAGGGAGCGGAAGGACAGCAGUGAAGAGACAACAGAAACGAAGAAGGCAGGUGCAGGGAAUGAGGAGGAGGGGCAGUCCAUGACUCCACCCACUUCCGCCUUCCAGCCUUCUGCAGACCCCGUGGAACCACAGACAGCCCACAACCCCCCCAGCUCAGCCAGCUUGAAACUGAACGAAGCGAGUGUGCCUGGUACCCAAGCUGCCCAGCUGAGUCCUAGUGCUGCCUCUGGCUCCUCCUCCUCUUCUGCUGCUACACACCUCCUGCCACUAGGGGGUGAUACUGAAGACGAGGAGGGCCUGAAGCACCUGCAGCAGGAAGCAGAGAAAAUGGUGGCAUCUUUGCAGGACAGCUCCCUGGAUGAGGAGAGCUUCACGCAGACCUUGCAGGACAGGGGCAACACUGCAGCCGCCCUGCCGCUAUCUCACGAGGCAGCCAUGAAAUGGUUCUACAAGGACCCACAGGCUGAGAUCCAGGGACCUUUCACCACACAGGAGAUGUCGGAGUGGUUUCAGGCAGGCUACUUCAGCAUGGGCCUGCUGGUGAAGCGCGGCUGCGACGAGGGCUUCCAGCUCCUCGGCGACGUCAUCAAGAUGUGGGGGCGCGUUCCUUUUGCCCCGGGGCCUUCCCCGCCCCCCCUGCUGGGCAACUUGGACCAGGAGCGGCUGAAGAAGCAGCAGGAGCUGGCGGCGGCAGCCCUGUACCAGCAGCUCCAGCAGCAGCAGCAGCAACAGCAGCAACAGCAACAGCACCAACAACAACAGCAGCAGCAGCAACAGCUCUUCCACCUCAUUAACAGGUGCAGUGAGCCGGCUGCGAUGCCUCUGGUCAGCAGGUCCAUGUCCAUGCCGGAGGCAGGAUCUCUGUGGGAAAUGCAUACCUCAGCUUCACAGCAGUCCGGCGGUGAAGCCAGUUUAUGGGACUUAACCAUGAAUUCAACUCAGGGUCCAACUCUCGACCAGCUGCAGAAGCUCCAGGAGCGACGCGAUGCAGAGCUCAGGGCAAAGCGGGAUGAGGAGGAACGGAAGCAUAGAGAGGAGAAGAAGAGGCGCGAGGAAGAGGAGAUGUUCCGGAGGAAGCAGCAGUGCCGUCAGCAGCAGGAGCUGAUCCUCAAACUGUUCCAGCAGACCCAGCAGCAGGGGGUCCCGGGGUGGGCUGGCUCGGGGGCUAUGGCGGCGGUCCUGUCCAAACAGCUGCAGCAGGAGGCCGAACGGCAGCUGCACAAGCAGCAGAGGGAGCGGCACGGGCCACUGUCAGUGGGUAGCUCCGGAGCGAUGGGGGGGCAGUGGGGUGACACUGCUGGGGGCCUGUGGACCGGGACGGGCCUGGAGGGCAAAUCAGGGGGCGGCAGCGGGAUUGGUCUCUGGGAAGAGGCCGUCAAAAAUCAGACAGGCCUGCGCAGCCUGGGCCUGAAGAACAGCCGCAGCAGCCCACCAAUCAGCGAGCCUUAUCUGAUGGCCCGGCGAAAGCGCACAGAGGAGGAAGAGAAGCUGCUGAAGCUGCUGCAGGGUAUGAAGCCGCAGGACGGCUUCACCACGUGGUGCGAACAGAUGCUGCACGCGCUCAGUGCCAGCACGAGCACCUCCUCCUCCCUCGACGUUGCCACCAUUGUGGCGUACCUGAAGGAGGUGGAGUCUCCGUAUGAAGUUCACGACUGCAUCCGCUCCUUCCUGGGAGACACCGUCGAAGCCAAAGAGUUCGCCAAACAGUUCCUGGAGCGCCGUGCCAAACAGAAAGCCAACCACCAGAGGCAGCAGCAGCAGCUUUCCAAGGAGUUGGCAGGACUGGCUAUGAACUUCCCGCUGCAGGACUCCAUGCGGGGUGUCAGCUCUAGCGCCCUGCAGUCCAUGUUCCAGUCAGCCCACGUGGGGAAGGGGGGGCUGUACGACAGCCAGGGAGCCAAGAUGAGGAAGAAACCGCCCAUGAUGUUGCAGUCGGACCCCAGCAUUUUAGGAUAUUCGUUCCAUGGCGGAGACCAUCUAAGUUUCAGCGAGAUGGAGCCAGUAGAAGAAUACUGACCCAGAGCAAUAUGUUCCCGAGGCCUUCAGUCAAGCACACUGGCCAGGCGUGUGCACAGCUAGGGCAGAGGGGACCAGCGGCCCUCUCCUGUUCCUGGACCAAGGCUGGCACUUAAUACAGUAAAGCACCUUAAAAUGACGCACUUUAUCCUGUGGAGAUUGAUUAUGGGACUCUGCGUGUGCAGGUCACCUGCCUGCAUGCGAGCGAGCGAGUGAGUGAGUGAGUGUGUGUGGUGUGUGUGUGUGCGUGUGUAUGUCGGUGUGUGUAUAUACUCACACUAUAUGAAUAUACACACAUGGGCACGCAGCAACUGGAAUGCAGACGAGUGACUCCAGUAGAGGCAUUUUCCUACUUGUCAGAAAGCAGAUUCUACACUGUUUUUAUUUUUGAUUUGUUUUUUUUUUUUUUUUAAGUUUCUAUCAAAGUUCAAGCUAUAAAAUGCUGAAUUUAAAAACUUGAAGAUUUGCACUUGUGUUAAAAAAAAAACAUCUGACUAAAUUUAUUAGAUGUAGAGAUGGAUAUUUUUGUUGUGUGUGCGCGCAUGUUUACGAGAGAGUGCGUUAACUUUACUUUUUCUUUCGUUUUUGCUCACCGAGAUCAUGUACAGUACAAGGCCAUUUUCAUUGUGUUCAGAUGAAAAUCUCUGAGUUCUUGAAGUGUAUGUAUGCGAUAGAUACUGGGUGGUGGGAGGAGGUGUAGUAGCUGAUGCACCGCCAGUUCCCGCAUUCACCUGUUCCUUGGUGCUGUAGUGCUGCUGUAUGCCAGUAGGUGGCAACUGUGCUCUCCCUUUAACUUUCCUGUGACUGCCACUCCAGGGUGUGCAAGUGUGUGUCCCCGUUUCCCUCAAAUCGUUGUGUAACAAAUUUUGUAUUGCUGUCGGUCUGUGCUUCAUGUUAAUUCAAAGAACCAUGCAAAAGUGAGUGUGAGUGUGUGAGAGUGUGGCCGUGCCUAAAAACGCAUGGUGGUUUGGUUUGCCGCCAGGCAGGACAGUGCUUUGGCAAGGUAUUGAAAGUAUUGGCCUGAGACGGGGUACUUUCAGGGCUGCUACCUUGUUUUUGUUUUCAUUUCAUGGCCUCUGAUAAAUGCAUAUGUUUUUGUGAUGCUGAAUGUAUUCCAAAAGAGACAAGAGUGUGGGGAGGCAAGAGGGGAGCAACAAGAUGCAGAAGCGAACUGUCCAGACCGCAGGCUGUAGGACGAGUCUCUGCGAUACCGGAACCCAUGGGCUGGGGGAGCGGGACCGCGAGCCCGGGCCACAGGGCCCCCCCCACCCCACCCACCCUCUUAGGGGAGUCCUACUUGUUUACACACAUCAGUUUCAGUUGGUGCAUUUUUGUUUCUUCUGAGACGUCGUGAAUUGGAGAUGAGACAGGCGGAGUUGGAUGUACAGACAAAACUCCACCCAGCGAUCAUGAGGAGAUCUGGCCCUCGUGUGGAACUUAAAGGAUCUGUUUCUCAUUAAGCUCAUAUGGAGAAUUUAGGGUGGGGUGGCCGUUCAUUGUGUCAUUUAUUUAUUUGCUGUUUUUUUUUUUUUUCUUUCUGUGGUUUGAGAAGUUGCUUAGUACAGGAGGGUUUGUCUCCCUAAAUGAGCAAAGGAACCUUUGGUACUUCACCCACAUUACUUUUUUUUCCCAUUUUUCUUUUUUGCUUUAUCUUUUUUUUUUCUUUUUUUUUUAAAUUUAACUUGUUACCCACCUUUUUUUAUUUGAAAGAAACUAAAGAACAUUAGAAGCAAGGAAGUUUUCUCCACCUCUGCCAGCUGACGGACAGCUGGGAGUAUGAAUGGCCGGUUCCUGAGCUUCGGAGCAGCUUUCUGCCUUUUUCAUAAUGAGUCUGCCCAGCUCAGAUAGAUGCCCCCGGUCAGACUGCCAGCUUCUCUGUGCCCUCGGCCAGCUUGCGGAAAGGGAAGAAAUCCUCUGAGGCUCAGUGCUGGGGGAUGGUACCCAGCAGCACCCCCCAAAGGACAGCGACCACACCUGACGCUGCUUACUUACAGACCAUAGCACACAUACGCUGAAUGUGGGCGGUUGAGGAGGGGGGGGGGGGGGCAUGUAAGGUAAAUGUGUUUUAUGGGGGCAGCAAAAGACUGGAACAGCCCCCACCCCGUCUGUCACAUCAUUUCAGACUAUCAGAACCUCAGCUUCCUCCUGAGAACCAGUGAACAGCAGGCUGCAGAAGACUGUCUGAAGUGAGGACCUUACUGGGACAUCAUGCCAGGUCUGCAGCAGUUCUGCCUUCUGGAGAGAGUGGUGCUUCUACCCAAAAAGGCGGCCUUGGAAUGGGGCUGAGACUAUGUAGAAAAGCUCAGGCAGAAUAUCCCUGGGGGGAGCACAUCAUGUCAAACCCUGCAGUCUGUUACCCCAGUUGUACUGGGGGGGGCAGGGCAGACUGACUGCGCCCCCUACCGUAGAGGACUCGCACAAUGCUCGGUCUCAAAACGAGACUCUGGUUCCUGGCACCAGCUUGUAUUUGUAAAUAAUGUAAUUUUUUUUGUUUAGUUGGAAGGGGAGGAGUGAUAGUGAUUUAAUUUGGUUGACUUGCCUUAACUGUAUAGAAACAGCCUUGGUCCUGAUUCUCACACACACGUGUAAAGGCUUGUUUCUGAAGUGAAACAUGGCAUGUUGCUCUGUCCCUUUUACAAAUGCAUCUGCAUACUGUGUUACACGCUGGCUUACGCAGUGCCGAUGCAGGUCCAUUCAGGAAGGGCCGUCUAAUUCUGUAAACUCCUAUGUGGGCUCUCGCUUUUCAAAAGGCAGUUGUGUGGCUGUGCUACCCACCAACCCCUGGGCGGUCCGGUCCCGACUGGGUUUGAGCUCACUGAGAUCUUGGGGGGGGUGAUGGCCACGUCGGGCUCGGCCUUCAUACUGAUGGCGUUGCGGGGAGCUCAAACAGGAGGGUGUGUGUGAGAGCGUCUUCUCCAUAGGAUGGGGAGCCCCAAGUCUUUUAGCAGAAGCCUCAGGCGCUGCCCACUUCCAUUUGCAUCCCUUCAGUGUUUGGUAUAGAAAAACUGUCUUCUGUAUCGGGGAAGUACAUCAUCUCUGUCUGUCUUCAUUUGAAUGUGAAUAAUUUCCUUUCUGUUUAGCAUUUGUUCCUGUGGAUACUUGUUUAUUUUAAGCAUUUGUUUUUUUUUUUUUUUUUUUUUUUUAUAAAGUUGCGGGGGUUUUAGUGAUGGUUGGGCAGCAGUGUGUUGGGGGGGGAGGGGUGUGGGGAUCUGUUAGCAUUCUGGAUUCUUUCAGGGUUGUGUAUUGCUUCCUUGCUUGUUUAAAGAUGCCCACUCUGCCCUCGGCACUGUUUUCUGUGUGUGUUUUUUUUUCUUUCUUGCCAUGUCAGAAAAAAAUUGUCUCGUUCCUUCUGAGCUUCUGCUGCGACCAUUUUAAGGUCUGAACAAUUCCAUUUCAAUUCCGUCGGAAUUAUCGUGAGACUGGACUCUUCCUACAAUUGCAGUUUGCUGUGGUGCUGAAAUGGUGUUAUUGUGGAAUUGGAGUGGAAUUGUGUGGUUCUGAGGUGCCUUGUGGCAAAAGACGUGAAUUUUACAGAAAGAAAAUUCAGAAUACAUUCUGAUAUUAACACCCGCCCCCCCAAAAAAAAUCUGUCUGCUCAUCUCCAUUGACUUAUAAACCCUAUGAGGGUUUUAAAGAUGGAACACAAAUAACACGGAAAACAAAAUGAACAACCUACAGUUAAAUAGUUUGAGAACAAAAAUGUAAAACAAUAAAAUGAUUUAAGCAUAAA
Messenger RNA from Brienomyrus brachyistius, 7355 nucleotides. RefSeq names its product GRB10-interacting GYF protein 1-like. Gene Ontology annotation, biological process: insulin-like growth factor receptor signaling pathway. The coding region runs from base 626 to 3625 and encodes 999 amino acids. NCBI's taxonomy places the organism in Eukaryota, Metazoa, Chordata, Actinopteri, Osteoglossiformes, Mormyridae. The record is from RefSeq and is a predicted model, not a curated record. The transcript is spliced from 26 exons. Gene Ontology annotation, molecular function: protein binding.